Callithrix jacchus (white-tufted-ear marmoset) is the source of this 795-nucleotide messenger RNA. The record is from RefSeq and is a predicted model, not a curated record. Lineage: Eukaryota; Metazoa; Chordata; Mammalia; Primates; Cebidae.
CAUAAACAAGCUUCACUUAUUGCAACUGUAACCAAUGUGAAGCGGGGAAAAAAGGGACUAGCUCCACCCUCUCGCCCCAGUUCAGCGCCAGACGCCACGGAGUUUGUGUAGGUGCACAGCGCUCCAGCCAUGGCACGUUCACGAAUCUACAACACCAAGUUCUACUGCCUCACUAUAUACGAGGUAGAAGAAAAUCCCAUACCUGAGCUAAGGGCGGAAGACCAUGGUGGCCAAGGAGCUCCAGGCCUCUUGGGUAAUAUGAACCCCGAGGGCGGCAGCGGUGUGAGCCAUGAUGGCGGCGUGAGCCAUGAUGGCGGCAUGAUUCACGAGGGCGGCGGUGGAAACCAAGAGCCUGUGGAGCCACAGCGGCCCUGGGAGGAGCAGGCCCAGGGCAUGGAGGAUCCGCAGCCCGAGAACUUGGAGCCACCAAUCCAGCGCAAGAAGGUUCACGCGCUGCAGGUACAGGAGCUGGAAAGCGUUUUUGAAUUCACUCAAUACCCUGAUGUGUUAACAAGAAGGGAACUUGCUGAUGCCAUCGGACUGCCUGAAGACAAAGUGCGGGUUUGGUUUAAGAAUAAAAGGGCCAGGUGUAGACGACGACAGAGGGAAUUAAUGCUCGCCAAUGAACCACCUCCUAAACCACCUUCCGAUCCAGAUGACAGUUUCUACAUCUUCUUGGAGUAGCCCUAGAAUGCCAUCCUUCAGGAGCUAGUUUGGAGAUGGGUUUUUCUUGCACCACUCAUGUUGCCCUUAUCUCCUCUAAAGUUAUAUCAAUAAAGAGGCAAAUUCUCAAUA